Oncorhynchus nerka (sockeye salmon) is the source of this 1770-nucleotide messenger RNA. It is a transcript of the gene six6a, whose product is annotated as SIX homeobox 6a. NCBI's taxonomy places the organism in Eukaryota, Metazoa, Chordata, Actinopteri, Salmoniformes, Salmonidae. The transcript is spliced from 2 exons. Gene Ontology annotation, molecular function: RNA polymerase II cis-regulatory region sequence-specific DNA binding; DNA-binding transcription factor activity, RNA polymerase II-specific. The record is from RefSeq and is a predicted model, not a curated record. The coding region runs from base 404 to 1138 and encodes 244 amino acids. Gene Ontology annotation, cellular component: transcription regulator complex; nucleus. Gene Ontology annotation, biological process: regulation of transcription by RNA polymerase II; eye development.
AUGUUUACAUUCUAAGGCGCUGUCGAGCACUGGGAGGUGCUGAAAUCCCUUAGUGGCCCUUUCCGCGUGAUUGGUAAACUUGACAGUUACUGACGGGCAUCCAUGGCAACCACGAAACCAAUCUGCCAAGUCCAAUAGAAAAUCAGCAGAGGGGCUGACUGUCUUUUCCCUGUUCAAAAUGUAUCUCGGUUUUAGUUUUUAUACCUCUUGUACUUUCAACCUACGAAGUUCACCAGCCGAUCGCUGCAGUAGCCAGUCAGAGGGCAUAGUUCCUCAGUGUUUUUAACCGUUGAUCUGUUCACUUUAGGAUUGCCUUUUUGCCUGAGAGAGCGAGGGGGAGAGAGGAUAAGCGCGAGAGGGGAGCGUGUGAUAGAGAGAGACGGAGAGGAAACGAGAAGCCUCCAUGUUUCAGCUGCCUAUCUUAAAUUUUAGCCCCCAGCAGGUUGCGGGGGUUUGCGAGACCCUGGAAGAGAGCGGGGACAUUGAGCGCCUAGGUCGCUUCCUCUGGUCUCUGCCCGUUGCCCCGGCAGCCUGCGAAGUCCUCAACAAGAAUGAGUCGGUGCUUAGAGCGCGGGCAAUCGUGGCCUACCACACCGGGAAUUUCCGAGAACUUUACCACAUCCUGGAGAACCACAAGUUCACCAAAGAGUCUCACACUAAACUACAGGCCCUGUGGCUGGAGGCGCAUUACCAAGAGGCAGAGAAGCUGCGGGGCCGCCCGCUAGGGCCUGUGGACAAAUACAGGGUGCGGAAGAAGUUCCCUCUGCCCAGAACGAUAUGGGACGGAGAGCAAAAGACCCACUGCUUCAAGGAGAGAACCCGACAUUUGCUACGCGAAUGGUACUUGCAGGACCCUUACCCGAACCCGAGCAAAAAGAGGGAGCUCGCGCAGGCUACUGGACUUACUCCCACACAAGUCGGAAACUGGUUCAAAAAUCGUAGACAAAGGGAUAGAGCGGCGGCUGCGAAAAAUAGGCUACAGCAAGGGUUGUCCCAAGGCUCGGUUCGGUCUUUGGCUGAUGAUGAUGGAACCGUCGAUCGACUCGGUCCCGCCUCCAGCCCCGAGGCAAGUUUGUCGAGCAAAGCCGCCACCUCGGCUAUCUCUAUCACUUCCAGCGACAGCGAAUGUGACAUCUAAUGGCGCACAAAGCAGUCGAGAGGAGGAAGAGGAUAAAUUGACAGUAUAUAAAUGAAGGAGAUCCUGAAAAACAAUCUAACAUAAAAACAGUCAUAGUGCCUGCGUUUGAAUUGAAAGAAACUGUUCUUCUUUGAUGACUGCCAAAACAUGAGGGUUCUAACGGAAUGUCUUAAAGCUAUAGGCUACUUUCAUUUUUUUUCUCCGUUUUCCACUAUGGAUGACUGAAGCUAAUGCAAGCUGAAAGAAAAUGUAAAGAAAAAACAUAUUCAUAUUCACGAUCCCUUUUUAGGGAUGACUAAUAAACCAAUGCCUCAAGUUGAAACUCAAAAUAAAUAGAAAAAAUAAGGAAAAAAGGAGAAGACAUUCGAGCGCCUAACCUGCUAUUUUCUGUGGGUAUUUCAUGUUGAAAAGACGCUGUAAUAUUUUUACUUUACUUUUAAAGUUGUAUAAAUAAUGUUUAUUUACUUAUUUAAAUGAUAGGCGCUAUUAUAAUUUGAUAUUUUUUUGCUUGGUGUUUUUAUGUUUACCUUGUCCACAGGUGAACCCGUUGAGCAUGUGCGCUUUAGUGAACAUGUGUUUCAGUAAAAAAGACAAAAAAGUAGCCUAAAGAAACGUAAUAAAAUUAUUGUUGA